Messenger RNA from Salvia miltiorrhiza (redroot sage), 3214 nucleotides. RefSeq names its product protein unc-13 homolog. Lineage: Eukaryota; Viridiplantae; Streptophyta; Magnoliopsida; Lamiales; Lamiaceae. The record is from RefSeq and is a predicted model, not a curated record. Bases 211 to 3024 code for a protein of 937 amino acids. The transcript has 5 exons.
GCUCUUUUUCAACCCUUGUCUUCCAUUAAUCAAUUGCAUUUAUCGUCAUCCCGAGUUGGCUGUCCAGUCAGUCUCCACCUCCGUCUAAACAAUUGAAUUUCAAAAAAUAUAUUCAUUCCUUAAAAGUCAAGCAAGACUAUAACCCACCACCUCCCUCCCUUUUCGACCCUUUCCAUUCCUUCCUUCAAUUUUCCUGAAUUCCAUGCAAUAAUGAUUCACAAUUCAGGGAUGGACCCGUUUGGCGAGCUGGGUGUGGACCUUUCUUCGUCGGAGCUCCGGGAAACCGCUUACGAAAUCCUCGUCGGAGCAUGCCGGAGCUCCGGCUCCGGGAGGCGCCUCACUUACGUUUCGAGUUCGAAUUUGAAGGAGAGAAGUCAGCAGCAGUCGCAGACGCACAAGUCAGCUGCGAGCAAGGUGAAGAAGGCUCUGGGCCUCAAGCCCAAGAAGAAGAAGAAGAGCAGCGGCGAGGAGGAGGAUGAGCCCGACAGAAAGAGCCUCGGGGAGCUGAUGAGGGUUCAGAUGAGGGUUCCGGAGCAGACCGAUUCGAGGAUCCGACGUGGCUUCUUACGAGUGGCUGCCGGUCAGCUUGGAAGGCGCAUUGAGUCAAUGGUUCUGCCGUUGGAGUUGUUGCAGCAUUUCAGGUCGUCAGAUUUCAGUAGUGAACGGGAAUACGAGGCAUGGCAGAGAAGGAACUUGAAAAUCCUCGAAGCAGGGCUCCUUAUCCACCCGCACGUGCCUCUUGACAAGUCACUUACUGCCCCUCAACGCCUUCGGCAUAUCCUACAUGCUGCAUCUGAGAAACCCAUUGAUACAGACAAGCACAGCGAAUCGAUGCUUGUUCUCUGCAAUGUUGUUACUUCUCUUGCUUGCAGAUCAUUUGAUGGCUCUACAUCUGAUAUUUGCCAUUGGGCUGAUGGAAUUCCACUAAAUCUCCAUCUUUAUAAGAUACUCAUAGAAGCCUGCUUCGAUGUAAAUGAUGAGGCAUCAGUUGUUGAAGAAGUUGAUGAUGUAUUGGAUCAAGUGAAGAAGACCUGGGUGAUCCUUGGGAUAGAUCAGGUGUUUCACAAUCUCUGUUUUUUGUGGGUUUUAUUCCACCAAUACAUUGCUACAGGUGAAACUGAAAACGACCUUCUCUUUGCUGUUGAUCAUAUGAUGGUGGAAGUGGUGAAGGAUGCCGACCUAGCUUAUGAUCCUAAAUACUCGAAGAUCUUAAGUUCAACACUAAGCCUGAUACUAGAUUGGGCAGAUAAAAGACUUAGUCAAUACCAUGAAUUUUUUCAUAGGGUUAACAUAGAUGUAAUGCAAAGUGUUUUGACCAUUGGGGUAUCAGCAGCAAGAGUACUGAUGGAUAUAUCUCGUGAAUAUGAUAAGAAGAGGAAAGAAGUUGAUGUGGCGUGCAGCAGGGUUGAUGCAUAUAUAAGGUCGUCAGUGCGCAAUACUUUUUCUCAGGAAAGAGAGAAGCUCAUUACAAGCAGGAAGUCCUCUAAGAAUCAGCAGAGUCCUCUCCCUCUUCUUUGCUUGCUCGCCCAAAAUAUCUGUGACAUGGCAUUCAAUGAGAAGGAAAUAUAUAGUCCUAUACUGAAAACAUGGCAUCCUCAUGCCACAAGUGUAGCUGUUGCUACUCUUCAUGCCUGCUAUGCGAAAGAGCUCAAGAAAUUUGUAUCCAGUAUAAAUGAAUUAAACCCUGAAGCUAUACAAGUGCUACUAGCCGCGGAAAAGCUUGAAAAAGAUCUAGUGGAUAUGGCAGUUGCUGAUUCAUUGGACAGUGAAGAUGGUGGGAAGUCAACCAUUCAGGAGAUGACUCCUUAUGAAUCUCAGGCUGUGAUUACCAACUUAGUAAAAUCUUGGAUACAGACUAGACUUGACAGGCUAAGGGAAUGGGUCGACAGAAAUUUGCAACAAGAGGACUGGAAUCCUCAAGUAAAUAAAGGGCGCUUCGCACCAUCUGCUGUGGAAGUCCUACGGAUUGUUGAUGAGACUUUGGAAGCAUUUUUUUUGCUUCCAAUACCAAUACACCCAGUUUUGCUUCCUGAGUUGAUUGGUGGUUUAGAUAGAUGCCUUCAGAAAUAUAUUAUAAUGGCAAAAUCUGGAUGUGGUUCUCGUGUUUCUUUUAUUUCGCCACUGCCAGCGUUGACCAGAUGUGCUACUGGUUCAAAAUUUAGGGCAUUCAAGAGGAAAGAUCGGUCACUUUCGGGUCCAGGUAGAAAAUCCCAGGUCUAUAACAGAGAUGGGGAUGAUUUAUUUAGUGUGCCACGGCAGUGUUUUCGCAUUAACACUCUGUACAACAUCCGCAAAGAGCUGGAAAGCCUAGAGAGAAGGAUGGUGGCGAAUCUGAAAAAUAAUGGAUUAGCUCACGAUGUAAAUGCUGGAAAUGGGAAUUUCAGCCUCUCCAUAGCUUCCAGCAUGGAAGGGAUCCGGGAAUUGUCGGAGGCAAUAGCAUACAAAGUGGUUUUCCAUGAUUUGAGUCACGUUCUUGGCGACUACCUGUAUUUGGGGGAAGUUUCCUCAUCCAGAGUCGAACCUUUCCUCGAGGAGCUGGAGCAGAAUCUAGAAAUCAUAUCCGUAACAGUUCACGAUAGAGUUCGGACACGUGUGAUCAUCGAUGUGAUGAAGGCUUCCUUCGAAGGAUUCUUGCUGGUUCUGCUUGCUGGAGGACCUUCCCGUGCUUUCAGCGUGCAGGAUGCUCGGAUGAUAGACGAGGAUUUGAAGUCCCUUAGCGAUCUCUUCUGGUCGAACGGAGAUGGUUUGCCAGCAGAUGUGAUUGAUAAGGUCUCAGCUGCUGUGAGAGGUGUUGUUUCUCUUUUCGAAACUGAGACAGAGAGCCUUGUAGAGAAAUUCAAACAUGUGAGUCUUGGUAGUAAUGAAGUUUCAGCAGUAGCCAAAUGGAGGCCUCCUUUACCUCCCACAACAGGUCAGUGGAGUGCUACUGACCCAAACACAAUUCUACGAGUUUUGUGUCAUCGCAAUGAUAAAAUUGCAUCAAAGUUUCUCAAGAAAACCUUCGACAUGCCUAAGAAAAUUUGAUCAUCAAAUAAAGAAAGAUGGGGGUGGCUUUUUACUUUUUAUGUAUGCAUUAUUUUGUAUAGCUUCUCAAUACUUGUAAAUUAUUUGAGGCUUCUUUAUCCUUUUAAUUUUCAAUAGGAAAUUAAGUGUGAUGUGUGCCAAUUUUUUUGGUGGUUAUAAUUUUUUGUAGAUGGAAAGAGUAUUUGGUUUC